CUCUCAUGCCUCUUCCGCUCAUCUUCCUGGACACUUUCCACUUGCCAACUGAUUCCCUCACUCUUGUCGAUCUGGACGGACGUAAAAUAAUUUCGACCACGACCACGACGACAACCAAAGCAAUUCAAGUUCAAGUUCUUUCUUGGCCUGCUAGCAGACUAAAAAUUGAAUCACGAAUUAAUUAAUAUUCUAGAACCUGCAAAGGUGAAAGCAUAAAAUAUGUUUACAGGUAAACAAAUUGAAAGUGGCUCCGUUGACUCAAACAGUGAAAUUAAUUCACACAAAAUGGGAACCUCUGCAAACUCGUCAACAGAGCAGUUCAACAUCCGCUGGAAAAACUACACUUCUGUUCUCCAAUCCGUUUUUCGUGACCUUCUCGAAGAGGAAAGACUUGUCGACGUCACUCUCGCUUGCGAAGGUGGUUUCAUCAAAUGUCACAGAAUAAUUCUCUCCGCCUGCUCAUCAUAUUUCGAAAAUUUGCUAAACGAGCUUCAAUCUGAGCCGCAUUUGGUUAUUUUCAUGAAGGAUUUAAAACUAUGGGAGUUACAAGCACUAAUUCAUUUCAUGUACAAUGGGCAAGUCAGUGUUACACAAAACCGACUCGCACCGCUGGUUCGUGCAGCGGAAGCUCUUCACAUUCGAGGUCUCAGCACCGAGUCUGACGAGAAACAGUCUCCCAGUAGUCAUCUAGGGAUAAGACGGAACAGUCUGGACCAAGACGAGUCGUUCGAUUCAGCACCACCACAACCUCAAAAGAAAGUAAUUCGAAGGACACCAUUGGGGGUGGCUAAUAAGCCAGAACAGAAACCAACAGUGGGUGGAGCGACAAGCAGCUCAGCGGCAGCUCCUAUUACUCAAUCCGUAAAGCGACCUUCCAUGUCCUCCAAUGGCGGUGGAAGUAGUGGUAGUUCAUCAGGCCCCCCAAAACUUUUGAAAAUGAGGAGAAUUGAAACUCCAGAGGCAUCUACAUCAUCGUGGUCACCAUCGUCUAAUUUAGCAUUGCAGAACAAGUCGUCGUCAAGUAAGUUGGGAAGCCGAAGAAACACGACAGAGUUGGAGGAAUCUCAGUCUCACCGAUUGAAUGGAGAAUACGAGAAAGGGGAUGAAGAUAUGAGCAAGGAAGAAGAAGAUUACAACAUGGACAAGUUGUCAGAAUCCGCUGAAUGCGAUGGUGACCCGUUGGGUGAAGGAUACUCCGAUGAAGUUGAUAACACGUACGACGACGGCACAUUAUACUCAGAACAAGCAACCUCUGGACAAGCUUAUCUACUUGAUGCACGUCCAAUUGCAGCAAGAAUUGCCGACCCACCCAUUAGCGGCCCCGUCGUAGAUGCAGCAGACAGAGCCAACAGACUGAAAAAAGCUACCGAUCUCGCCCUAUCUGGAAUAACUGUUCGCCAAGCCGCCGCCCAUUAUGGCAUUCCACGAACGACUCUUUGCGCAUAUAUGAAACGACGAGGUUUAUCCGGAAAAAGGUUAACAAAUGCUACUGGCGGAUCCACGUUCACGUAUCAAAAUCAGUAUCAACAAGCUGACCCCACAGCCGCAGAUGAGGAAGAUGAUGAAACAGAGUUCCCCUUCAUGGGGGACUUGGCAAAUCUUGUCAAAGGACAACAUUAUGAGAUUCAUCAGCAGGAGAAUUCAUGCUGAAUCAACAAAUUUCCUCCCCCAACUUUCCAAGAGAGAGGAAGCCAAUUAGAAUUUAUUCUACUUAUUGCUUCCUUUUAAUCGUUCACUCACUCCCGUUAAAUCUUGUAAUAAUAAUAAGAAUAAAUAGGAAUCUAUCUAGUUUAACUUUAUACAUAAUAGUUCUAGAUCCUCAGUCCUCAUCUUCGAUCAUCCCUAAAAUGGAUGUCUUGUGCAAAGUAACACGGACGUACUAAUUCUCCUUGUUUUGUCAUCUUUACUGUUUAUAAUGCGUAAAGUAAAAUUCAUUAAAAAAAUUA
Molecule: messenger RNA, 1946 nt
Organism: Folsomia candida
Lineage: Eukaryota; Metazoa; Arthropoda; Collembola; Entomobryomorpha; Isotomidae
Product: longitudinals lacking protein, isoforms H/M/V
Exons: 8
Coding region: 220-1650 (476 amino acids)
Biological process (GO): regulation of transcription by RNA polymerase II
Cellular component (GO): nucleus
Molecular function (GO): DNA binding; protein binding
Source: RefSeq, a predicted model, not a curated record